AUGCGCCUAGCCAUGGAAAUCAACCUCUCUUGUCCCAACAUCCCCGGAAAAACACCGCCAGCAUACGACUUCGCUGCAUUGCAAACAUACCUCGCAGCGCUCAAGACGGAGAUCGACGUGGCCAUCGUACAGGCGGGUGGAAUCGAUGAAAGCAAACGCGUCGCGAUUGGCAUCAAGAUACCGCCGUAUACGUAUCAAGAACAAUUUGAAGGAUUGAUUGGUGUGCUGAGGGAAAGCGUGGACAUGACACCAAGAUACCUGGCCUGCCCCAUCGACUUCAUAACGGCAGUAAACACUUUGGGUUCUUCCCUCCUCUUGUCCUCGGACUUGGAAACCUGCCUCCCCACCCUGGCCUCAGCAAACGGCUCCGGUAUAGGUGGUCUAGCAGGAGCACCGUUGCAUCCGCUUGCGCUGGGAAAUGUGUAUACGAUCAGAAAUAUGCUGGAUGUGCAUGCCGAUUUGAAGGGGGUUAUGAUCAUAGGGACAGGGGGCGUGGAGGAUCAGGCCGGGUUUGAGAGAAUGAAGAGUGUGGGGGCUGGGGCCGUGGGAGUAGGGACAGCGUUGGGGAGGAAGGGCGUAGACGUUUUUGGAGUGAUUGAAAGAGGAUUUUGA
Alternaria atra is the source of this 612-nucleotide messenger RNA. RefSeq lists its product as uncharacterized. The record is from RefSeq and is a predicted model, not a curated record. Gene Ontology annotation, biological process: 'de novo' pyrimidine nucleobase biosynthetic process. The coding region runs from base 1 to 612 and encodes 203 amino acids. NCBI's taxonomy places the organism in Eukaryota, Fungi, Ascomycota, Dothideomycetes, Pleosporales, Pleosporaceae. Gene Ontology annotation, molecular function: dihydroorotate dehydrogenase activity. The transcript has a single exon. Gene Ontology annotation, cellular component: cytoplasm.